GAAGGGGGAAGGCCUAUUCUAGGAGACUACAGGUAACAACCACUUUGGAAUGUAUGACCCUUGGUUGGCUCCUGGGCUGGAAUCAAUACAGAAUAAAAGAUAGUUUGAGAAGAGUUGAGGAAAUCGGAAUAUGAAUUAUUAACUUGCUUAGGUGUGAUGAAUGGUAUUACGGUUAUGCAGAAGAUCCUUAUUUGAAGUAUUUAGGGAUGAUGUAUCAUGAUGUCUGCAACUUUGAAAUGGUUCAAAAAAUACAUAGAUAAAUGAAGCAAAUAUGGCAGGUGUUGACAAUCAUUGAAUAAGGUGGUGGUUAUAUGGGUGUUCAAUCUUGAUGAUAAAAAGUGGGGAAAAAAUAUAAGGACAACAAUUCAUUUGCCUUAAUUCCUAGUUCAUAUUUCUGGUACUUCAAAUGCAGUCAGUAUUGGAAGUCUAGCAACCCGCCAGUGUGUUAUGCUUAACCCGUUAGCAGAUAGGGAAAAAAAUGAAUCAGAUAUUUUCUACCCAUGUAUUCAUACUAAUAUCCAAUUGAGGGAGAUAAUUAUAUAAAUAAAUAAAACAGGUAUCUGAGAUGGAUAUCCAAGUAGAGAUAAAAACGAACUUUGGAAGAGUUUAGGGAAGAGGAUGCUUUCUUCACAUUAAGAGUGUUUGAGAAAACUUCACCUGAACCGGUCCAGAAGGAUGUCUCAGUUUUUCACCAAGUAAGAGUUUUGCUCUCUCAGGAUGCUGAUGAGACCCAGGGAGAAAGUUUCGAGGAUCAAAUCACCUCCAGGCCCUCAACAGUGAAAUCUCAGGGACUCUUGACCUUCAAGGACAUAUCGGUGGACUUCACCCAGGAGGAGUGGGGGCAACUGGCCCCUGCUCACCGGAAUCUGUACCGGGAGGUGAUGCUGGAGAACUAUGGGAACCUGGUCUCAGUGGGAUAUCAGCUCUCCAAACCUGGUGUGAUUUCCCAGCUGGAGAAGGGAGAAGAGCCAUGGCAGAUCGAGAGAGAGAUAUCAGGAAGUCCAAGUUCAGACUUGGAGAAUAAAACAGAAACCAGGGAGUCAGCCUUAAAGAAUUAUAUUUCAUGGGAAGGAUUACACCAUGGCCUAAUGAAGGAACAGUCCACGAGAGGAAGCACCUUAUAUUCAACACUGGGAAGAGUCUCCAAAUGUGAUAAGUUAGAAAGCCACCAGGAAAACCAAGGAAUGGGUGAUGGGAAAAUCCCCUUGACCCACAAGAAAACACUCACUCAGGAGAGAGGCCGAGAAUCUAACAGAUUUGAGAAAAGUAUUAAUGUGAGCUCAAAAGUUAUUCCCAGACCAGAAGGUCCUCCAAGAAUAAAAGACCAUAAGUAUGAUAUAUCUAGAAAGAGAAGUAGAUAUAAUUUAGAUUUGAUCAAUCAUUCAAGGAAUUAUACAAGAAUGAAAACCUUUGAAUGUAAUAUUUGUGAAAAAAUCUUCAAACAGCUCAUUCACCUUACAGAACACAUGAGAAUUCAUACUGGAGAGAAACCUUUCCGAUGUAAAGAAUGUGGAAAAGCCUUUAGCCAAAGUUCAUCCCUUAUUCCACAUCAGAGAAUCCAUACUGGUGAGAAACCCUAUGAAUGUAAGGAAUGUGGGAAAACCUUCAGACAUCCAUCAUCUCUUACUCAACAUGUUAGAAUCCACACUGGGGAGAAGCCCUAUGAAUGUGGCGUAUGUGAGAAAGCAUUCAGCCAGAGCAUUGGGCUGAUUCAGCAUCUGAGAACUCAUGUUAGAGAGAAACCUUUCACCUGCAAAGACUGUGGAAAAGCAUUUUUCCAGAUUAGACACCUUAGGCAACAUGAAAUUAUUCAUACGGGUGUGAAACCCUACAUUUGUAAUGUAUGCAGUAAAACCUUCAGCCAUAGCACGUACCUAACUCAACACCAGAGAACUCAUACUGGGGAAAGACCCUAUAAAUGUAAGGAAUGUGCGAAAGCCUUUAGCCAGAGAAUUCAUCUUUCUAUUCAUCAGAGAGUCCACACAGGAGUGAAACCUUAUAAAUGCAGUCAUUGUGGGAAAGCCUUCAGGCAUGAUUCAUCCUUUGCUAAACAUCAGAGAAUUCAUACUGGAGAAAAACCUUACGACUGUAAUGAAUGUGGAAAAGCCUUCAGCUGUAGUUCAUCACUUAUUAGACAUUGCAAAACACAUUUAAGAAAUACCUUCAGCAGUGAUAUGUGAUAUAUGUUCAACAUCAAAGAAUCCUCAUAAUGGAACAAAAGCCUCUAAAUCAGGUUUUCUGACUUUUGGAUUUUAGGAAGCAAUGAUUUUCUCUAAGGAUUUGACCCAAUUUACAACUUUCAGUUUUGCUAUGUUAAAGAAACUAACAUUGAUACAGAAAAGAAAGGGCAUUUUAAUAUUUUUAAAUAUAGGAAGGAUGUAAUCAUUAGGAAUAACACCCUUAACAAUGAAUUAAGUUAACUAUGAAAAUCUCCCAAAUUUGUCUUUAUUUUUCUCAUUUCAUUAUGGGCCAGUGAAAAGUUCAUUAUGGCAAUUACUGAUACUUGGAUUGGCUUUUGAGAAUCACUGUUUUAAAUAGUUCUUAAAUAAUCAGAAUAAAAUAUGAAGUAUAAUUUUUUUUAAGAUUUUAUUUU
This is a messenger RNA of Lutra lutra (Eurasian river otter), 2593 nucleotides long. It is a transcript of the gene ZFP69B, whose product is annotated as ZFP69 zinc finger protein B. The transcript is spliced from 5 exons. Gene Ontology annotation, biological process: negative regulation of transcription by RNA polymerase II. Gene Ontology annotation, molecular function: RNA polymerase II cis-regulatory region sequence-specific DNA binding; DNA-binding transcription repressor activity, RNA polymerase II-specific. Bases 882 to 2180 code for a protein of 432 amino acids. The record is from RefSeq and is a predicted model, not a curated record. NCBI's taxonomy places the organism in Eukaryota, Metazoa, Chordata, Mammalia, Carnivora, Mustelidae.